Messenger RNA from Pseudomassariella vexata, 1770 nucleotides. RefSeq names its product fumarate reductase flavo protein subunit. The transcript has a single exon. NCBI's taxonomy places the organism in Eukaryota, Fungi, Ascomycota, Sordariomycetes, Amphisphaeriales, Pseudomassariaceae. The record is from RefSeq and is a predicted model, not a curated record. The coding region runs from base 99 to 1658 and encodes 519 amino acids.
AACAAAUACUGACAAUACAUCCAUAAGUGCAUGUAAACGCUUCGAUGGAAAGCCCCUGAACAAUAAUCAAAACCUAAAGACCAAACCGAAUAAGCAUAAUGUCAGAAGCGCUACCACAAGAAUGCGACGUCCUGGUAGUCGGUAGUGGAAACGCCGGCUUCUCAGCGGCCAUAUCAGCCUCACAGAGUGGCGCCAAGAACGUAGUCCUCAUCGACAAGUGCCAUGAAGACUGGGCCGGCGGCAACAGCUUCUUCACAGCCGGAGCAUUUCGCACUACACAUGAGGGACUGAAGGACCUCUUACCCAUCGUCAAAAACGUCGAUGCGGAAACAGUCAAGAUCAUCGACUUGGACCCCUACACCAGCGACGACUUCCAAAACGAUCUCUCACGCGUCAGCAAUGGGCGCUCGGAUGAGCAGCUCGGUCGGGUUCUCAUAGAGGAUUCCAACGAUACCGUUAAAUGGCUCGCCAGUCUUGGGGUGAACUUCCAACUGUCCUUCAACCGGCAAGCCUACAAGGUCGACGGCCGGUACAAGUUCUGGGGCGGCCUGGCGCUGAAGACUGAAGGCGGCGGAAAGGGGCUGAUUGAAGACCAUAAAAAUGCUGCGCGCAGGCACGGGAUCAAAGUUUUCUACUCUACCAUGGCGAAACAGCUCAUCUCGGACCCAGAUACGGCGGCUGUGAGAGGGGUUCUGAUCGAGCGGCACGGGAAGACGCAGACCAUCAAAGCGAAAGCGACCAUCCUCGCCGCAGGCGGAUUCGAGGCGAACCCACGGAUGAGGAGCCAGUACCUCGGUUCCAACUGGGACCUGGCCUAUGUGCGAGGAACCCCUUUAAAUACGGGGGAAUGUCUGGAGAUGGCGAUAAGAGAUGUUCUGGCCAAGCAAGCGGGGAAUUGGUCAGGAUGCCAUGCUACGGCAUGGGAUGCGAAUGCUCCACCGAACACAGGUGAUCGGCUGGUUUCGAAUGAGUUUACCAAGUCGGGGUAUCCGCUUGGUGUUAUGAUAAAUAACCAGGGAGAGCGGUUUGUGGACGAAGGGAUUGAUCUGAGGAAUUACACUUAUGCGAAGUUUGGCAAAGCUAUUCUGGCGCAGCCGGACGGGGUGGCGUUCCAGGUUUGGGACGCGAAGGGGAUACCGUGGCUGAGGGAGGAGGAAUAUCGAGAUGAGAUCGUACCGAAGAUUACAGCGGGCAGCAUUGAAGAGUUGGCUGAUAAGUGUGUCAAGGCGGGACUACAGUCCCGCCAGAGGUUUUUAGACACAUUGACGGCCUUCAAUGAGGCGGCUCAUGCACACAAAGAGGAAAAUCCCCAUUUGAAAUGGGAUCCGGCGGUCAAAGAUGGAGUGUCAACGCAGUCAAAGACAAAGAGUUUGGCACUGCCGAAGUCGAAUUGGGCGCUUCCUAUUGAUGAGGCGCCUUUCCUGGCGGUCAAAGUGGCGUGUGGUAUCACCUUCACCUUUGGGGGUUUGUCAGUCAACCCAGAGACUACUGCUGUUAUUUCAGCUAGCAACCGAGAGGUUCCAGGGCUUUUCUGCGUUGGUGAGAUGCUUGGAGGACUGUUCUAUGGCAAUUAUCCGGGAGGUUCUGGAUUGACUUCAGGCUCAGUGUUUGGACGGAGGGCAGGACGUGCUGCUGCGGCUUGUUGUUGGGACGCUUGAACAAAAGAAUGAAGCUCGGUCUCGGGAUUAGAAAGCUACACUAGAAUUAAGAGAAGAAGGCCAAUUACCUGAACUUCAACGUUCUUGCACUUUGGUUCUUCUGUAUGCGAAG